Funneliformis mosseae is the source of this 525-nucleotide messenger RNA. The record is from the annotation of a GenBank genome assembly. NCBI's taxonomy places the organism in Eukaryota, Fungi, Glomeromycota, Glomeromycetes, Glomerales, Glomeraceae.
AUGGCACAUAAUAAUCAUAUACAAAGUGAUCACCUCAAUUUUAUUGAUGAAAAUAAUUGUUUGAUUUCGGAAACCAAUUUCCAAGGGGAACGCUCUUCUUCAAACAUUAAUUACGGUUACAACAAUAGUCUUCCUAUUAUGUACAAUAAUUCAAUGUCUUAUGGGGGAGCGAUUUCGCAUCAUCAACAACAAAUGGCCGGCUCUAAUGCUUCAAUUCGAUUAUGCCCUCCGUCAUAUGGCUCACAUUAUACUGGUCAUGCUAAUAUUAGCGAAGAACAAAAUCCCCCGUUGUUCAAUAAUUAUACCUCUUCACUUAAUAUGGCUACCAAUCCACCACCUCAAUCUAAUUCUGGAAUUUUUAAAUUUGAAAUUCCUGGUUUCAGGAUUAUCGUCAUUCCGAUUUCUUCAAUUGAAAAUUUAAAUGUGCAAGAAGAUCAAUAUUGUUUGGAUAAUUCUUCUCCAAACAUUAAUGCUAAUAAUUCUCAAACCCAAUUUCAACAAUCUUAUAAUUAUAAUAAUUUUUAG